Molecule: messenger RNA, 796 nt
Organism: Gadus macrocephalus (Pacific cod)
Lineage: Eukaryota; Metazoa; Chordata; Actinopteri; Gadiformes; Gadidae
Product: B-type lectin plumieribetin-like
Exons: 3
Coding region: 175-537 (120 amino acids)
Source: RefSeq, a predicted model, not a curated record
CAACAAAUAGAAUGACGUUAUUUCCCCAGAGGGCAAUAUUAUGGGGCCCAGUACACACGCCCCUAGCUGCCUUACCUUGUCUUGGAACGAUAAAUAGCGGCCAACUCCACGACAGCUUCACCUCAACUUCUCAUCACAACAUCUACAUCUGCCUUCACAGGGUGAGUCUUCAGAAUGACGCAAUUCAACUUCAUAGCCACCAACCAGGAGCUUCGUAAGGGCGACUCCCUUAUGAGUCAAGAUGGGAGCCACAAAGCAAUCUUUCAGGAUGAUGGCAAUUUUGUCAUCUACAAGUGGUCUCCAAGCUGGCAUUCCAACACGGCUAACGAUGGGGGAAUCAGAGUUCUGCUGCAAGAGGACAACAACCUGGUUAUGUACACCAAGGAGAGGAAAGCCGUGUGGUCCUCUGUCACCUGGAAUGAAGCGAACUCCAGCAAGAUGCGUCUGACCAUGACAAAUGAAGGUCACCUGGUCCUGGACAAGGAUGCUCAGGCCAUCUGGAGCUCUGAGAAUUCUGAAGGUCAGAAAGAGUGUUGAGAUGUUGUUCGGGAAAGAUCUCUUUGAUUGAGAACUGAUCUCUGUGUUUGACAGCUGAUCUCUGUGCUUGAGCACACAUCUCCUUUCAUCAUAUGUUGAGAUUCUGGAUGACAAUAAACAUCACAAAAAAAUUGUUUUGUUCGUCAACUUAAUUGUCAGCACUUUUCUCUUUCCAUGAAAUAUUUUCAUCUGCUUUCUUGAUGAAUGAAUAUGAACGGAACCAAACCUACAGAAAAAAAUAAAAGUUCUGACACAGCUA